CCAAGCACCGUCGGCGCCGACGCCAUUUUGUCCGCCUCAGCUGGCGGGAAGAUGAGGCGGGGAAAGGCGCUCCGUCGCCUGAGGGAAAGCUCUGCUUGUUGACGGUCGUCCACCGCCCCCCCACCCCGUGAGGGGCCCCGAAGGCCUCUGAGGCGGGAUGGAGCCCACGGGGCCUCGGGGCCCGGUUGGAGUCGUCUCCGGCCCGACUGCGGGGCAACCCCGGGAGUACAAACUGGUGAUGUUGGGCGCCGGCGGGGUCGGCAAAAGCGCCAUGACCAUGCAGUUCAUCAGUCAUCGUUUCCCAGAAGACCACGAUCCCACGAUCGAGGAUGCUUACAAAAUGCGGAUCCGGAUUGAUGACGAACCUGCUAAUCUGGAUAUUUUGGACACUGCAGGCCAGGCCGAAUUCACUGCUAUGAGAGAUCAGUACAUGCGAGCUGGCGAGGGGUUUAUUAUCUGUUACUCCAUCACGGACCGCCGAAGUUUUCACGAAGUCCGGGAGUUUAAACAGCUCAUCUACCGUGUGCGGCGUACAGACGAGACUCCGGUGGUUCUCGUCGGCAACAAGUCUGACCUAACUCAACUCAGGCAGGUCUCCAAGGACGAAGGCUCGGCGUUGGCCCAAGAGUUCGGCUGCCCCUUUUUCGAGACCUCCGCCGCCUUCCGCUACUUCAUCGACGACGUCUUCCACACCCUCGUCCGCGAAAUCCGGAGGAAGGAGAAGGAAAUCGUCAUGGCGUUGGAGAAGAAGUCGAAGCCGCGUCCGAGCGUUUGGAAAACCUUGAAAUCUCCCUUCCGCAAGAAGAAAAAUUCCAUAACCUGAAACCCCCUCCUCUCCUCUCCUCUCCUCUCCUCUCCCUCCCCCCUCCCACCAAAUGGCCAGAGGGAGCUCUGCAGAGAGAGAGGCAAAUCUGCCCUCCAGCUUUUGAACUCUCUCUCUCUCUCUCUCUCUGCUGAGUGAGUGUGUAAACAGAACUCCUGAUCUGUGCCAAAAAAAAUCCCAGAAGGCCGUUCUUCUGCAAAAUAAUUUUUCCUCCUUGCACCGAGCGACACACGGCCUCGUCUGCUUGCAAUUUCUGCCUACCCAGCUGGAGCAGCCUUUGCCGAGAAAGCAAUGGACUUUGAAACAAGCCAACCACCUUUGCGAACAAGCCAUUGUUUCUGUGCCUCGAGAGGGAGAACCGACCAUUUAGAAGCAGUCCAAAUCCUGUAGCCCAGGGGUCUGCAACCUUAAACGCUCAAAGAGCCAUUGGGACCCGUUUCCCACAGAAAAGAAAACACCGGGAGCCACAAAACUUUUCCCGUGCCUGACUAUUCCUUGAGUGGCCACAAAACUAGCAUAUGUAGUUGAAAUUAAAUGUUCUGUUUUCUUCUGAAUUGGAUUUAUCCGUGGUUGGCCUAUGGGGGUUGAAAAGCUCAAUAAAUCGCGUGCCGGCGGAUGUCACACAUUGGCGGUUGUGACGCAUAUUUUGAGUGACAAGGAGCCGCGGCAGAGGGAUGAAAGAGCCACAUGCGGCUGCUGACCCCUGCUUUAGCCUGUGGGGUGAGGUGAAGGGAGGCAGACGGGAUACACCAUAAAACCAGGUUUUUAAUUUCCACUCGGGGUACGGGAUGCAAACGGGCCUGGUUGCUGUGAGGAGCAACUACACAGCUUCUUUUAACUUCCGAAAUUCUGCUGUAGCAUCUGUUUCUCGAGCUGCCUCUUUCGCGAAAGAGCGCUGCUCCCCUCUUUUCAGCCCUUGUGCACGGCAUCCUCAAAAAAGCUAGGGAUGCCAUUGCAAAAAUAGGAACGUCGUAGCUUACACCACUUUUAACAGAAGAACAGAGUUGGAAGAGACCUCAGAGGUCUUCUAGUCCAACCCCCUGCUCAAGCAGGAAACAGACAAUUAAAGCUGCAAGGCCCCCACUGCCAUCCUGGGGGAGUUGUUUAUUCGUCUUUAUAUUGCUUGUGUAAAGGUUAUAGGUGAUUUAAGGCAGGGAGAAUGUCCAGGAAUAAUUUUAGUCAGAUUCCUUCACUUUGGCGAGAGCAAAGGGAGAGAGAGAGAGAGAGAGAGCGAAAGUGGUCGGAUUGGGGUCGCGCUCCGAGAAAUGGUGGGAAGGGAUGCUGAGAGGCAAUAAGGGGACGUGAAUUGGAGGUGUAAAGUUGUAGCAUGCUAUAAGAGCAAGUGGUAAAUUGAAUUUGGGAGAUGAGUUGGGAAAGCGAGAGUGGUGAGGUAUUUACUUCACUUGUGCGAAGACCAGGGUCAAAUUUUGUAGCGUAACUUCACACAAGGCAUGUUGGUUAGUAAGAGUACCGAGUUUUUGGCCAUGCUGAGCCAAAGGGGCCAAUCUGCUUUUAUUAAUUAAAAGAGUUUGGGUCCGGGGUGUUUUGUUUUUUUUUCUUUUCUUCCUGGGCUGCCUUGUGGAUGGACCCCAAAAAUGGAGUCCGCAUGAAUGAAUUAUGGAGAUUUUGAUAGGCUUGCAGGUGGAAUGAGGGAGGUUCACCUAGAAAUAGAAAACUGUGAAUAAGGUCCUUGGUGUGUGUCUCAGAGGUCGUGGAAUUCCACCCCCCCUCGCUCUCUUAAAUUUUGUGACCUUGACAAAAAAAAACACAACCUGCUUUAAAUUGAAUUAACUCUUUAAACAGAGGGCUUUCCUGUCUGCCUGUCAGGUCUGAGUCUUUCUGUUUUAAUAGCCAUGACACGUUCCUUGGGCAAUUUUUACAAAGUGUUUGUAAUGGUUGUGUGUGGUUUACAAGGAGUCAGGAAAUAGGACAGUCCCUUGCCAAGUUUAAAGAACGAGAGAAAAUAAUGGAAGCUUUUUUUUUUUUUUUUUACUUUUCCUAAGAGAUUGAAGAAGCCUUAGAAAUUUCUUCUCGGUAAAUUUUUAAUGAUGUUGGAUUUUCAAAUGUUACCGAUUAUAGUGUUUGAUAUACAUACGUAUUUAUAGACUCUGAGAAACUUGGUAGUGGGGGAACAGGAAUAUCACAUUCCAUUUAGCAAGAGUUAUUUUUGAAUGUAUUUUAUUGACUGUAGCAAUAUACAGUGUAUUUAAAAUUAGUAAAUUAAAUGUUAUGAACAAUGCUGGAUACUUUCCAUAGCUAUUAAUUUAGAAGCAGAAUAAAUCUAAUUUUAAUUUUUAUAUUAUCACAUAACUGUAUAACAUGAUAGAUACAUCGGGGGGGGGGGUUUAAGAGUAGUUUCAGGGUAAAUAACAUCGCUAACAUUUGUGGCCGAAGGAGUCACAAUUUCAGUUCUGUUUGGUUUUUACUUUUCAAGUUCUCAUUCCAGAAAAAAAAAAUGACUUGAAGCAAGAAUUCAUUGUAAGGAAUUCAAAGCCUGCUGUUUAAGCCAAAAUUUAAAGCAUUUUUUUUAAAAAAAAGCAGCUUUCUUAAUUUGUGCCUUAGCAGAAUUCAGUAUUUUGUGGUGCUAAUGGUGAAAUCUUUUUUUUUUUCUAGCAUGAUUACAUCUGAAUAUUAAGCACUUUCUUUGGACACAAUUCCUGUCUUUUUAUGGUUCACAUAUAUAUUGCACUUGAUACAAUAAAUAUUUUUUUAAGCCUUC
This is a messenger RNA of Ahaetulla prasina, 3542 nucleotides long. It is a transcript of the gene RIT1, whose product is annotated as Ras like without CAAX 1. The record is from RefSeq and is a predicted model, not a curated record. Gene Ontology annotation, biological process: Ras protein signal transduction. The transcript is spliced from 5 exons. Gene Ontology annotation, molecular function: GTP binding; GTPase activity; calmodulin binding. NCBI's taxonomy places the organism in Eukaryota, Metazoa, Chordata, Lepidosauria, Squamata, Colubridae. Gene Ontology annotation, cellular component: plasma membrane. The coding region runs from base 158 to 823 and encodes 221 amino acids.